Molecule: messenger RNA, 5879 nt
Organism: Coregonus clupeaformis (lake whitefish)
Lineage: Eukaryota; Metazoa; Chordata; Actinopteri; Salmoniformes; Salmonidae
Product: voltage-gated potassium channel subunit beta-3-like
Exons: 14
Coding region: 1224-2477 (417 amino acids)
Biological process (GO): potassium ion transport; regulation of potassium ion transmembrane transport
Cellular component (GO): voltage-gated potassium channel complex; membrane; cytoplasm
Molecular function (GO): voltage-gated potassium channel activity; transmembrane transporter binding; potassium channel regulator activity
Source: RefSeq, a predicted model, not a curated record
UAAGACGUUGGGACCCUCUGCAAGGAAAACCAGGGAUUGGAAUGAUACUUCUGAAGAGAAUUGCCAUCAUCAUCUCAAAUGAAACAGAUGGACACAGGGAAACUGUGGCAUCGAUUUAUGCAUUUGAUUAAAUCAUCUCAUUUUUGCCGAUCAUGCCAAUUAUGCUUUGAAAUGGUAACAGUGUGCAAGGAUCCUUUCUGAUGAGGGAAAUGUAUAGCCUGACUGAUAUCCGAAAUAGAUUAUUAUAGCAGUUAUGCUAUUGACAAUAUUCAUCAAAGUGGAUGAAAUGAGCACACGAUUUGGCGCUGCUGAUGCUUCCUUUUGCAUCAGUUCGAUGUUGCAUGAGGCUGGGCACUGUGCCAAAUAGGGUUAAUACACUGGAUGUGUGCAUUAGAAGAUCAUGGUGUUUUAGCGCGUGUUGAAUUCUGUUAGCAUUUAUGGGGAUGUGCGAAAAUAUGUCUGUAGCUCAUCUACAGUGUGAUUGUCGCAGCGCACUCCGGGGCUCAAGCUGGGCUCGACACUGAUAGACUAACCUACGUUUGUAGCUGAAGAGGAGACAAGCAAGCUGAUGAAUGAUUUACCACCCUACCGAUCUAUCAAGCUGUAGCAAAAACAUAUAGCAAGCGUCUUCCUCGCCACCACGAUCUUUCCGGAUGUCUCUGCAAGACUAGGCAAGUCAGCUGGCUCGUCUCAAGUGAGGAAUCUGUUGCGCUCGCCGUCCUUGGAGAGCGCAGUUCGAGAGGUAGCCUACCCGAGCCCAUGGAGCUGCGCCCCUUGAUCAGCCUAGGAGGACGACACUAUGUACUAGCUCCCCGCUGAUGAUGAUGGGAGGAAUCAAUGUUCUCACUAGAAACCUCUUGAGACUGAGCGAACUCUGAGGAGCUCCGCCUGGGCUGCAACAACACCAGACAGGAGAGAAGAGACCGAGACAGACCAGACGCUGACUCUGCGUGCGCCAGGUUGGGCCUGGAUUCUUGCCGGCGCCUGUGGCUCUGGACAGAUAAGACAAACCUUUCCUGUUUGGGCAUUUGUCUGGACAGGGACAUCUUAGCUCUAUCACAUCAAAAAUAUAUAUAUAUGUAAAUCUACACUCUACCAAAGCAGCUUAAAGUUGAAGCAUCAAUUUAGCAGACAUUAGUAUUUUGGGGUCUGACCCUAAGCAGCACCCCAAAGAGCCUCUCCAGGGGCCAGUUUAGUUUAUCAGAGACUAGGCAGUGGUCACCAUGCAGGUCUCUUUUGCCUGCACGGAGCACAACCUGAAGAGCCGCAGUGAGGACCGGCUUUGUGGCCUUCGCACUGCGCCACCCCCUGGGGGAGGCAGUGGGGGAGGCGGAGGAGGGGGUGGAGGGAGCAGCCAAGGGGGUAAUGGCAACUACAACACCCAGGGCUCAGCCAAGCCCAGGGAGCAGUCAGGGUCCCGCCCGGUACCCCAGGGCCAUGCCCACAUGAAGGAGGCAAUAGGGCGCCACAGCAGCAUGAAAUACAGGAACCUGGGGAAGUCUGGUCUGCGUGUGUCCUGCUUGGGGCUGGGCACCUGGGUGACAUUUGGAUCACAGAUAUCUGACGAGAUGGCUGAGAACCUGAUGACCAUUGCCUAUGAGGCCGGGGUGAACCUCUUUGACACAGCAGAGGUGUAUGCCUCCGGCAGGGCUGAAAUCACCCUAGGGAACAUCGUCAAGAAGAAAGGAUGGAGGCGUUCUAGUUAUGUUGUGACAACCAAGAUCUAUUGGGGAGGGCAGGCAGAGACAGAAAGGGGACUCUCCAGAAAGCACAUCAUUGAAGGUUUGAGAGGAUCCCUGUCCAGACUCCAGUUAGAUUAUGUGGACAUUGUCUUUGCCAACCGGAAUGACGUCAAUAGCCCUAUGGAAGAGAUUGUCCGGGCCAUGACCUUUGUAAUAAAUCAGGGCAUGGCCAUGUACUGGGGCACCUCUCGCUGGAGUGCCAUGGAGAUCAUGGAGGCGUACUCAGUGGCGCGUCAGUUCAACCUGAUCCCACCUGUAUGUGAGCAGGCUGAGUAUCACUACUUCCAGAGGGACAAGGUGGAGGUGCAGCUCCCUGAACUCUACCACAAGAUAGGUGUAGGGGCAAUGACCUGGUCUCCCCUUGCGUGUGGACUGAUUACAGGGAAGUACAGUGAGGGUGUACCUGACAUCUCCAGGGCUAAUAUAAAAGUGCAGGGUUACCAGUGGCUGAAGGAGCGUGUCAACAGUGAGGAGGGACACAAGCAGCUGGCCAAGAUUAAAGAGCUCCACCUAAUGGCCGACAGACUGGGCUGCACCGCCGCACAACUAGCCAUCGCCUGGUGUCUGCGCAGUGAGGGAGUGAGCUCAGUGCUGAUGGGUGUCUCCAACACUGACCAGCUGGUGGAAAACCUGGGUGCCCUUACGCUUAUUUCACAGAUGACUCCACAGACCGUGGCUGAGAUUGACUCACUCUUGGGAAACAAGCCCCAGUCCAAGAAAGAGUCGCGAGCAUGAAGAGGAAACGAUGGUGCCAAGGACAAUCAGAGAAACAUGGAGAAAAGACGAUGACAUCAAGGAACGUUUUCUCUCUCCAGUAUAAUCGCUUGCAUGUCCUCAGCAACAUUUUUGCUUCAAGCAUUGCAUUGUAUCAUGUAUAAAAAAAGGAAAUAUUUUAAUGUGCAAAAACAAAGAUUAGAUCAUAUAUAUUACAGAUCCCUCACUGACUGAUAAUGUCCACAAACAGAGGGUGAGGCCAUAGCAUGGAGCAUUAGGUUUCUGUCUUCCAGAGAGACCAAUGAGGGCAAAGUUGGAGAUGGAGAGUGAUGGUGGUUGAAUGAAGGAGGCGCUCGGUAUCUUCAAGCAAACUGCACCAUACUUCAUCAACAAUGACAGUGUUAUCAAUGAGAUGAGAACUCUUUGAUGCCACGAAGCAACAUGAGGCACAGCUCUCACACUGACUGUGUGACUAGUGCUGUCAUAGGACAUACACUUUUUCUCUGCAGCUGCCUGUGAGUCCGUAUGAUGCCUAGUACCCAGCAGAGAGCCAAAGGUUAGCAUCACAUGAGUGUCUGAGUCGUCAUCUCCGUAUGUGACUGACCCGUCACUCUGCGUCCUUUAACAGCAGUUUCUUCCUUUGUAUCUUCUCUGUGUGUAAACUGUGCGCAUGUCCCUUUAAGAGAGACCAGCCCAAGCAGGGUGUAAAUGUGGCAUGGCUUUAGUUAUUUGUGCAGAUUUGCAGUGCCCCUCUAAGCAGUAUUUUUGCACUAGCAGGUGGGACGGGCUGAUCCAGGCUCUGCACUGGCAGGCACAUCGUGGCAUUUUGCUUUAUUUACUGUCUGCAGCCCGCUGACACGGUCUGUGUCCAUGUGACGUGUAUUGUCCUCCAUAUCAAACCAUUUCUGCGUCAAUGACAAUGAAAACCAAGGCUUUCCCUGCUUGUUUGGAAGAACCUCUUUACUCCUCCAUUAAAGACUGGAGUGUGGACCCCGUAAUGAGAGGCACAGUAGAUCAUUCCUACUCAGCCUAAGACACUGGGUACAAGCCACUGUGGUUACUAGCAGUCUUUUAAUGUCUUUAUGAUGCUUUGUUUUAGCAACAAAAACAUUUAAAUGAGGCCACAUAACAUGCAAAUCAUAACCUUUACAUCAAGAAUUCUGCUGUCCUCAAAGUGCAAUGUUCACCCCAUAAUGUUGUCUGUGUUCAGCUCACUGGGAAUGAGUCAGACAGAGAGAUGGGAAGCAGAGUGAAGUCAAGUUCCACUGGCCAAAAACUGGUUGAAUCAAUGUUGUAAUUUAAAAAACAAUCUAUGUGAUGAUGUUGAAUCAACUUGGAAAACUGAUUGGAUUUGUAAAAAGUCGUCAAUGUCAGGGAAUUUCCUCUUUUUUUCACCCAACCUUUAACCUAAAUCCAAUGACAAGGUUCCAUGUUUUGUUAAUUUAAACUUGUAUUCACACUAUUUGACAACCAAAUGUAAAUCAAAAAUAGACGUUGAACUGACGUCUGUGCCCAGUGGGGUGUUUGAAUUGAUGAGACUAUUGUUUUAGACAUAGGAAGUUUGGAACUCUUUUAGCAGUGGAGAAAUGAUGGGUGAGCACACUGACAAACAACAAAACAGAAACACAUGUACUCACUUACACUGUCAUCAGCCUGUAAAAUAGUAUUUCUAUAUUUUGCAAAAUAUGUAAAUAAAUGCACAGGACCUAAGGGCAAUCAGGAUUUAGACUGGUGGGAGGUGGUAUAUUUGGGGUCAGGGACAUAAAUGAUGAUUCUGACUUUGAUUGAGAUUUAGACUGUUGUUUUGGAAGCAGAUUAUAUUGGGUAUUUUAUUGGACAGCCUGGACACACAGCUGCUUAGCAUAUUUCUGUAGCUCAUUGUAGUUUUUCUUUCCAUACAAAAUAUGACUAUUCUCGAAUCUCUCCCAAUUUAUAUAUUUCUGUAAAUUUUCGUCUCUAUUUAACUUCUGUUAAUUACAUGUAGAUAUUACCCCCAGUAUCAGGACUUACUCCUGCUAUGUGAACCUCUCAUGUAAACCCUUGGUUUGUGAUAAGGCUCAGGAAAUGCUCCAGGGCACUAGUGAUUUUGGAAUGAGAGAGAGAUUUGUUCCACCAUUGUCAUCCCCCCUGUCAUUACUGAUGAGUGUUCCCGGUGAUUUUUGAUACUUGUUUGUUUAUGUUUUAAUCCCUGGUGUAUGUAAAUACUUUACUGUUAUUAAUUGGAAUAUGGAACAUGUUGAAUUCAUGUGAGUAUUCUGAAGUGAGCAAAUGACAGAUCCAACCAGAUUGACAUGUAGUUUUGUGCUGUGUUUAUGUAAUAUUAUUAACAGAAUCUAAGUUGAACUGAAAAUCAACUACCCAAUGUACAUAAAUGCCUAGAUUACUCCUUAAGACUGUAACUUGCCUGCAUAACUUAUAUUUUGUUGUCUUGAAACAAAAAAAAGAGAGAAAGAAGCCCUGUUUUGAAUGUAUUAUGCUUGCCCUUAAAAUAUCAGACAAAAUUAUAUCUUAUAUAACUCCUAUGUAUUUUGUAGGUGGUCAUGCAAACAUAUCUACCAGCAGCUUGGCAGGGCCACACACACAAACACAGUAGAUUUCAUGGUCUGUCUGCCUUCCGACUAUGGUGAAAAUUAUGAUAAGAUAAAUAUUUUGCAUUGAUUUUCAAUAAUAUCAAGCUUCCGUACAGUAUAUCUAUGCUCCCACGAUAACCAUAAAAUGGCUAAAGUGUUUUACAAUAUUGACAUUUUGAACAGGUUUGUUAAUAGUUAUUGCAUGCUACAAACAGGUUAUAGAAAAGAUUCUAGUGGCUUUCUAUUGAUGCAUCCCUUAUACUGUAUGCAUCAAAUCUGAUGCUAUUUAGAUGCUCAUCACAAAGUCACUCGUUGAGGGAUCUGGUUAUCCAUUUGUGUGUGAGCAGAAAGAAGACAAGGUGGUUUACGUUUAGCAGACAGCCAUAUAUUAUCCACACCGGUCACCCCCUUGUUCUAUGCCUUCUUAAUCUAAUUUGUUUUUAAAUGAAUGUCAAUCCACAUCUCUAAUGGACACACCUUCAUGGACCCACACCCUUUCCCAGUGCAUUUACAGGCUCUUCUCAACCUUGUGGAAUUUAUUUUUCACAGGGCUCAGACACUAUGUGAGUGAAUAAUGGCCAGCCAGAGUACAGAAGCGUCCUGGUGAGUCUUCAUGCACUUCACAUCUUCCCCCUCCAGUCUGCUGUCUGUCACUACUACUUCCCUUUGCUGACUCUCUCCUUCUGCCCCAUUUCCUGUGUUGAAAUAAACCCUCAAGACAACUGGAGGUCUGACCUUUGCAGAGUGAGAAACGGGGAGUGGGCAGGGAGAGACAUCAAGGUUACUUGUUGUGUUGCCAAUAAUGACAGCUUUUGUGUUAGAACUAUGCACUGCACAUACUGGAAAACCAGAA